CAAACACUACAAAGCCCAGUCCGACAUGAAGGGCCCAAUACCUCCCUCUCAAUCCAAGACUAGAAGAUCAACAUAAAGGUAUGAGAAUAGACAUGAAGAAUUAUAGUUAUAUUCUAAGAUUAAAUAGAGUCAUUUUCCUAUUACUAUAAUUUAUAGAUAUUACUUAAAGUACAUGUAAAACUCUAAUGUAAAGGCAUGGUCAAUCAUAGCUUUCUUGUUCAUAUAGACUCGCGCAUAAAUCAAAUACAAAGUUCCACAUUCCAUUGUCAUUUUUUGUGUUCUUAUUGUUUUCCGUUAUAGGUAUUAUUUUUGGGCACAACAAUUCCAUAAUCUUAAAUGGUAUGUUAUCUUAUUUUAUUCAAAUAAUUUGCGCACGAAGAUUAAGAAAUAUGUAAAAAACACGUUGUUGUGGGACGAAAAUAUUAAGUCGUUAGUAGCAAAUUUGACACAUUAUGCCAAUUACACCAUUACACUAAAAUAAUAGGCCCCAACAAUUCUAAUCCCAUUAAAAAUAAUAGGCCUGUUACACAAGGAAAGCCCAAAAGAAAAGCACAAGCACCCAAUUCGCCCACACACAGCAGCAGCCGUCAGAUCAAAAUACUAUACGCCAAUCUCAACCGUCAAUUUUAGGUCAAGCAAUUUGAACCUAUAAAAUCUAAUUCGCCCAUCCAAAUUUCUCACCAGCAGUUUAGGGUUUUAGUUUCUCGUCUCCGUCCACGCACAGAAAGCCCCAAAUCUGAAUCGAAGAGGUUAAAGUGACGGCGACACCGCUGUCCGCCUUGACUUAGCCACCGCCGCUCCGUCUUGGCCCUCAGUUUUGUACCUCCUCUGUUCAUAUCUAGGGUUUCGUACAUUAGACUGUUGUUGUAGUUCAGAAGAAAUGGCCCCCAAAUUGUCAAAGAGCGACAAGAAGCUUGCCUACGAUCAGAGGCUCUGCCAAUUUAUCGAUGAGUACACUCAGAUUCUGGUGGUGUUUGCCGACAACGUCGGUUCAACCCAGCUCCAGAACAUCAGGAAAGGUCUGAGAGGCGACUCCGUGGUUCUCAUGGGAAAGAACACUAUGAUGAAGAGAUCUGUUCGCAUCCACGCUGAGAAGACCGGGAACAAGGCUAUCCUCAACCUGAUUCCUCUCCUCGUUGGAAACGUUGGAUUGAUCUUCACCAAGGGUGAUUUGAAGGAAGUCAGUGAGGAGGUUGCCAAAUACAAGGUUGGAGCGCCUGCUCGUGUUGGUCUGGUUGCUCCAAUUGAUGUCGUUGUCCCUCCUGGCAACACUGGUCUCGAUCCAUCACAGACUUCUUUCUUCCAGGUUCUUAACAUCCCCACCAAGAUUAACAAGGGUACUGUUGAAAUCAUCACCCCUGUUGAGCUUAUCAAGAAGGGUGACAAAGUGGGUUCCUCUGAAGCUGCAUUGCUUGCGAAACUCGGGAUCCGUCCCUUCUCUUACGGUCUCAUUGUCACCUCUGUUUAUGACAAUGGAACUGUUUUCAGUCCGGAGGUGCUCGACAUGACUGAGGAGGACCUCAUUGAGAAGUUUGCCAUUGGUGUUUCCAUGGUUACAGCCCUGUCCCUGGCCAUCUCAUACCCGACGCUUGCGGCUGCACCGCACAUGUUCAUCAAUGCCUACAAGAAUGCAUUGGCCAUUGCAGUUGAAACUGAUUAUUCAUUCCCUCAAGCUGACAAAGUCAAGGAAUUCCUUGCCGAUCCAAGCAAGUUUGUUGUUGCCGCUGCCCCUGCUGCUGCGGAUGGUGGUGCUGCUCCUGCCGCAGCUGCUGCCAAGGAAGAGGAGAAGAAGGAUGAGCCUGCGGAGGAGUCUGAUGAUGACAUGGGUUUCGGUCUCUUUGAUUAAGUUGCAAGUCUGUUUCUUUUUGAAUUAUAGUAUCUCGUUUUUUGAACUUUUGAUGCAUUGUUUAGACCUGUUGCUGGAACUUGGAUUAUUUUGAUGUUUAUUAAGUCAUCUGUUGAAAACA
Salvia miltiorrhiza (redroot sage) is the source of this 1967-nucleotide messenger RNA. Its product is annotated as 60S acidic ribosomal protein P0. Gene Ontology annotation, cellular component: cytosolic large ribosomal subunit. Gene Ontology annotation, molecular function: large ribosomal subunit rRNA binding; structural constituent of ribosome. The record is from RefSeq and is a predicted model, not a curated record. Gene Ontology annotation, biological process: ribosomal large subunit assembly; ribosome biogenesis; cytoplasmic translation. NCBI's taxonomy places the organism in Eukaryota, Viridiplantae, Streptophyta, Magnoliopsida, Lamiales, Lamiaceae. Bases 881 to 1846 code for a protein of 321 amino acids. The transcript has 4 exons.